Molecule: messenger RNA, 645 nt
Organism: Aspergillus calidoustus
Lineage: Eukaryota; Fungi; Ascomycota; Eurotiomycetes; Eurotiales; Aspergillaceae
Source: the annotation of a GenBank genome assembly
AUGAUGAAUUUCCUUCGCCCACCAAGGGCAAGCCACCUUCUCACCCAGGCUUCUCUCCGCAUCCGUCAAAGAGCAGCUCCUGCGUGCGUAGCUUCGCAGAGCAGACAGUCUUCAGACCUGAAGAGACACACUGCGUCAAAGUCACCAACCGCUCUGAGUACAGACCGAAAGACCGGGGCACUUGAUCACAUCUUCACAAAAGCCGACUCCCUCAUAGCCUGGGCCCGCAACGGCUCAUUCUGGCCCCUCUCAUUCGCAACCGCCUGCUGCGGCGUCGAAAUGAUGCACGUCUCCAUGCCGCGCUACGACCAAGACCGCCUCGGUAUAAUCUUCCGCGCUUCGCCUCGUCAAUCAGAUGUGAUGAUCGUUGCUGGAACAGUCACGAAUAAAAUGGCGCCCGCGAUCCGCCAGCUGUACGACCAGAUGCCCGAUCCGAAAUGGGUGAUUAGUAUGGGGAGUUGUGCGAAUGGUGGCGGGUACUAUCACUAUAGUUAUAAUGUCGUCCGGGGUGUUGAUAGGGUGAUUCCGGUGGAUAUCUAUGUUCCGGGGUGCCCGCCGACGCCGGAGGCGUUGUUGCAGGGGAUUUUUGAAUUGCAGAGGAAGAUUCGGAGGACGAAGGUUACGAGAAUGUGGUAUCGGAGGUGA